Molecule: messenger RNA, 1320 nt
Organism: Phytophthora infestans T30-4
Lineage: Eukaryota; Oomycota; Peronosporomycetes; Peronosporales; Peronosporaceae
Exons: 1
Coding region: 211-1320 (369 amino acids)
Molecular function (GO): phosphatidylinositol binding
Source: RefSeq, a predicted model, not a curated record
UUUUAAGCCUAGCAUCAAAUACGGAAUGAAGUCAGAAAGGCAGGGUGGAAGAGGCGAGUCGGGAAGUAAUGCACGGUCCUCUUAUCGGUCUCGGCGCUGCCCACAAGCCAGCGCUGCACUUCCUAGCUUGGGGUCUUUACGUCGGUGCUCUUCAUUCGCGAAAUCUUCGAGCGACAGACAUCCGUGUGGACCAGUGGAACCAGCAACAGGAUGCCGAACAACAAAAUGUCUAGCUCAUCUAUCAGCCGGCGUAUGCGGCCGAUCCGCGCCACGCCUGAAGCUUUGAAGGCGCAAGUCUCACAGCACGUGCCACAGCUUGUGGUGCGCCCCACUAACCACGGCGGCGAGACGCUCCAGGUAGCGAUGGGCGGCACUGCCAUCGAGCGCUCCAUGGUCAACGUAGGCUCUAUCGCAGUGUACCACAUCAAACCUGUGAUCUCUACGGAUAACAAGCUUGGCAAGAAGACCACCAUCUUUGCGGUGCACGUGCAGAACGCUAUUACUGGCCGCAGUUGGGUCGUGCAUCGCCGCUACUCGGACUUCAUGAUGCUGCGUGGUCUCAUUGCUGAACACUUCAAGCUCUUCGGCGACGAAUUCCCUCGUAUUUCGGGUUUAAUCGACGAUCUCUAUUUCCCCAAGAAGCACAAGUUCCGUCACAAGAUGGGCAAAGUGGUCGAGCACCGUUGUGACGCCUUCCUUGAAUACCUCAUGGGCUUGCACCGCCUCCUCAUCAGCCAGAACUACCUGGUUCGACGCGACAUUAGCCCCAUCGGACUGUCCAUCCUACGUGGAUUUUUGGGUAGUGCAAUUGUUCAGGACCCGAGUCACAAGGCUUAUACUUUCCACAAGGCCAUUUUACCCAUCGAGCUCAACCCGGCGGAUCGUACGCCUAUUAACCAGUGCGGAUCACUCACUACGGUACUGGAAGACGACGGAGAGUACGAGGUGGAAGUUGAGGAUGUUGAACCUGAACCGGAGGCCGACGUUGCAUCGCGUGACGGAUCGACGGAAGGCACGGAGGAUUCUCAAUCGGAAGAUAUGAGCGACGGUGAGGACACCGAAGAGGAGCUGAUGCGCAUUUCUGAGAUCGUGGACCGACGACGCUCUUACAAGUACGCCCGCAACCGCCGCGUGCUCCUCUUCCUUCGCAAAGACGGCGUGUCCGAUGGCUCUACAGCUGUAGACUCGCCUACCAAUUGCGAUGAUGCUCCCCCUUGCACUCCGCGACCACGCGACCGAAUCCACACCGAUAAAAUGUACGUCCGCGCUUCCGAGAUGCUGCGACCGUCCGAGAUGGCCACUCAGCCGAUAUCGGCAUAA